Messenger RNA from Acanthopagrus latus (yellowfin seabream), 1357 nucleotides. RefSeq names its product LSM11, U7 small nuclear RNA associated (gene lsm11). Gene Ontology annotation, cellular component: U7 snRNP. The record is from RefSeq and is a predicted model, not a curated record. Gene Ontology annotation, molecular function: U7 snRNA binding. Lineage: Eukaryota; Metazoa; Chordata; Actinopteri; Spariformes; Sparidae. The transcript is spliced from 4 exons. The coding region runs from base 157 to 1146 and encodes 329 amino acids. Gene Ontology annotation, biological process: mRNA 3'-end processing by stem-loop binding and cleavage.
ACUUCCGGGAGUAAAAUGCAGCACAGGACGGACAUGAGUGUCGGAUGUUUAGGGUGUUUUCAAAUUGGUGCGGAGUGACACCUCAUCCUCAACCGGCGACAAAACCUUCCCAGAAUCCCUCGCUUCGCCGUGUGCUCAUCUGCGGCUGUUUCAAACAUGGAGGAGAGGGAAAGAAAAAGUGUCAAAUCAAACCGUAAAGAAACGGCAACUCCAUCCUGUUCCAGUACGCCACCAGUACCGGAGCGUGGACCGGAGGCAGGCGGUGCAACCGGGGACGAUGACGCAGAUAAGAUAGAUGUCUGCUCUGAUAAGUUUGACCCUCUUCUGGCCUUGUACUCGCCCACCGUGCAGGUUCCGUUUCCAAAUGUCAAGUGCUUUAACAAUGUUUCGGCCUACGAGAGCUUUCUGAGGGGCGGCCGGGGCAGAGCCAAGCCGGAGAAUGUGGAGAAAAAGCGGCUCAAGGCGAUGAAGGGGGUGGUGGACCCGGAGCGCAUCGAGAGGCUGAAGAAGCUGAUGGUGAACAACCCGACGCCUCAGUCAGAGGAGGGCGAGGGCAGCAGCUCAGCGCCGAGGAGGAGGCAGAAGCCCAAGAAGAAUGUCCUGACGAGGAUGCCCUUAUGUAAAGGCAGUCCAUUGGGGGAGCUGUACCGAUGCGUCGAGGAGAGGAUAAGGGUCAAAGUUCACAUCAGGACCUUCAAGGGGCUGAGGGGCGUUUGCUCUGGCUUUGUCGUGGCCUUCGAUAAGUUCUGGAACAUGGCGAUGGUAGAUGUAGACGAGACAUACAGAGAGCCUCUGCUGGGAGAGGCAUUCUACCAUGAGAAAGCCCUCACCAUUUCACGGCUCUUUGAGAAGCUGAAGCUCCAAGAGAGCUCAGCAGGUGACGAGCCGGAAAAGAAGCACGGCGCCCGGGAUAAGACCACCGAGCAGCAGCCCGCUGACUGUACGAGCGAGAGAGGGCACAGCAGGACGGCGUCCAAGCUGUCAGACUCUGUUAAAACUAAACACAAAGUCUCGGGGAAGGCUCAGGGUCCAGAGGUCUGUCGGAAGAAAGAGUCCCAGACGUAUGGCAAGAUCCACACACGGCACAUCAACCAGCUUUUCAUCCGGGGUGAGAACGUCCUCCUGGUUAACCCACAGCCACUCUGACUUUAGUUUUCUGCUUGAUAUUCAUCCUGGAUAAAAGAAUGAUGAUUGGUGUGACAUACUGAAGAUGAACUGCUAGAUAGAUAUGAUUUAGAUUCAGAAGAAUCAAAGAAAGAAUGUUGUUAUAUCACAUUGAUAUGGAGGUUUCCUCUGCACUCCAGAGACUUUUUCUUUAUUUUGAGGAAUAAAAGCUUCUCAAUUCUAAUUACACUAA